Messenger RNA from Hippoglossus stenolepis (Pacific halibut), 678 nucleotides. Its product is annotated as lactose-binding lectin l-2-like. The record is from RefSeq and is a predicted model, not a curated record. The transcript has a single exon. Gene Ontology annotation, molecular function: signaling receptor activity. Bases 100 to 588 code for a protein of 162 amino acids. NCBI's taxonomy places the organism in Eukaryota, Metazoa, Chordata, Actinopteri, Pleuronectiformes, Pleuronectidae.
AGCCCGCCCACCUGUCUCCUUCAAACUCUCGUUCUCAUCCAACAGUGCAGAUCAUCUCCAACCCCUCGUCCUGCUCCUGUGACAGAGAGAGACACCAACAUGAUCCUGCUCCUCCUUCUGUUCGCCCUGACCCUGGGUGCUGUGUCUCCUUCAGAUGGACGUGCGAUCCAGCUGCAGCAAGGAGACUGUCCCAUGUUCUGGUUCAGCUUCAACAACCGCUGCUACAAGUACGUGGCCACACAGAUGACCUAUGCUAAGGCAGAGCUCAACUGUUUGUCACAGGGAACCAACCUGGUGUCUAUCCACAGUCUGGAAGAACAUAAUUUCGUCCAAACCCUGAUUGAGAACUUUGACCAUGCUAAUGGAAAAAUCUGGCUCGGACUCAGCGACCUCCAAGAAGCAGGCAGCUGGAUGUGGUCUGAUGGUUGUCCGGCUCGUUUUUUCCUUUGGUCCUCAGGAGAGCCAACCAACUACGCAAAUGAAGGCUGUGUUGACAAGAACUAUCACACAGAUAGGAAAUGGAAUGAUCGACAUUGUAAUGACCAUAUUCCCUCUGUUUGUGCAUCUCGCAUUAUGUGUCCUCAGUGAUUGUUAAGUCUGAUUUAACCUGGUCACUGAUCACCUGAUGCUUGUUGACAUGAAAUAGUCCUCAUCAAUAAAGAUACAAAUGCACACUUC